Trichoderma citrinoviride is the source of this 2472-nucleotide messenger RNA. Its product is annotated as WD40 repeat-like protein. The annotation marks the transcript as partial. NCBI's taxonomy places the organism in Eukaryota, Fungi, Ascomycota, Sordariomycetes, Hypocreales, Hypocreaceae. The transcript has a single exon. The record is from RefSeq and is a predicted model, not a curated record. Gene Ontology annotation, molecular function: protein binding.
CUGCCGUCGGCUCGUGCUAAUGCUUUGCGCUGUAGGAAGGGAACCUCUUUCUUGAGCCGCUUUGGCAUGCGGAGCGCCUUCAGGAGAUACGACAACGAUGCGCCCGACUCUGAUUCUGAGCUGGGCGAGCAGCGCACCGAGGGGAGCCACGCUCGCGCGCCCAUGUCCGUCAUGAGCGAGGGCGGCGGCUACAUCCCGCUUUACAAAGAGCCUCCGCGCUACAUCCGCGUAAAAGCGCACAACAGCAGACGCAGGGACUUUAACCGCUUGUUCCUAGCGCAAGAACUCCUCGGGCCCAAGCCGGACAAGGACGACGACUCGUCGCAAGGCCGCGUCCCUGCCACAGCCGUGGGCACGAAGCUUCUCAAGGCUGGGGAUGCCAUCUGGGCGGCCGAGUUCAGCCUUGACGGUCGCUACCUUGCCGUGGCAGGCAAGGAUCAAGUGGUCCGCGUUUUUGCCGUCCUCUCAACCGAAGAGGAGCGCAGGGCGCACGAGGCAGAGGAGGAGGCCGAGAGAGAGGCGCAGGGUAAGACCAAGGGAGAGCGGCUGAGCGCUCCCGUCUUUCGAAAUAAGCCCAUUCGCGAGUUUGAGGCGCACACCGGAGAAGUGCUGGCCCUCUGCUGGAGCAAGAAUAACUUUCUGCUGUCAACGUCGAUGGACAAGACGGUAAGGCUCUGGCACGUCAGCAGAGCAGAAUGCCUCGCCACGUUUGUGCAUCACGACCUGGUCACAUCGAUCGCCUUCCACCCCACCGACGACCGCUAUUUCCUAGCAGGCUCCCUGGACGCGCAGCUCCGACUGUGGAACAUACCAGACAGGACCGUGGCCUUUUCGGCCCCCGUCAACGAGUUCAUCACGGCCGUGGCCUUUACGCCCGACGGCACCAUGGCCAUUUGCGGCGUCUUGAGCGGCAUGUGUUCGUUCUACGAGACGGAGGGGCUCAAGGUCAAGUUUCAGAUCCACGUCCGAUCAUCCCGGGGUAAAAACGCAAAGGGCAGCAAAAUCACAGGCAUCAAGACGGCCACGGCGGCCGGCACGAACGAGGUCAAGGUAUUGAUCACCUCCAACGACUCGCGCGUUCGCAUCUACAACCUGGACUCGCGGUCCCUCGAAGUUAAGUUUAAAGGCCUGGAGAACCAGUCUAGCCAGAUCCACGCGCGUUUCAGCGACGACGGCACAUAUGUCAUCUGCGGCAGCGAAGAUCGAAAAGCAUACAUAUGGAACACGAAUGCGGCAGAAGCCGACGCCAAGGACCGCCAGCCGUACGAGUCCUUUGACGCCCAUCCGGAAGUCGUCACCGCGGCGCUGCUGGCGCCCACGCGCACCAGGCAGCUGCUUAGUGCCUCGGGAGAUCCCAUCUUUGACCUAUGCAACCCGCCGCCGGUCUUGCUCCGCAGCCUUGAUGAGGCCGCCCUCAGCCAGACGGAGGUUUCGGACGCGGGGACUGAAAUCCACCACCCGGCGCCGUCGAGCAUCAAGAAGCCGGAGGAGACCCCGGCCUACCUAGAGCGAUGCAAGCAUCUGGAUGGCAACAUUAUCGUCACGACGGACAGGACCGGCACGAUCAAGGUAUUCCGUCAGGAUUGUGCAUACGCCAAGCGCCAACAGAAUAUGUGGGAACUGGGCUCCAGGUUCUCCAGCAAGGUGAGCGGGCUGGGACGAAGCGGGAGCAUCAUCACCAGGACAAGCGGCAGCGUAUCGAGGCGGACCUCGCUAAACCUGACUGCGGGCCAGGCUCAGCACCCGUCUGACCGCAUCAUUAGCUGGCGUCAAGACGUCGACGACGAAGGGCGAGCACACCUCGGCGUGACGCCGGCAAGGAGCGAGCGGUCUGCGUCGCCAAGAAAACUUGCCAGGCCCCCGGCCAACCUUUCCACGACGACGAAUCCCUCAGCGCAAGCCCGAAAGCCGGUCGCUUCAAGCGGCUCGCCGUCGCGCCCGCAGAGGAACAGCCUCGCCAGCCCCACAGGUAGUAUACGGAGCCGGCCGUCGAUAGGAACAUUGGACGGGGUGUCGCAGCCGCCCACGCCGAGCUUCAACUUCAUCCCCGUGGCAGAGUCGGACGAGAACGAAAAGGAGGGCAGCUUCUGGAACCUAAGCCGGUGGAGAGGCAGCAUUUCGGGGCUAAGAUAUUCUGUGAGCGCAAGCUCACCCACGGAAUCCACGCACGACGCCGCGGCGGCCGCUGCCGCCAGCGAUGGCCAAUCCCGAAAGCCCAACGAACUCCUGAAGCCACCUAGUCGGGCUGCUGCUCGGAGGAGCAUUGGCGUCACGGAUCUCAAUAGGCCCAAGGUUGUGGAAGAUCAAACCAACAGAAGGAAGUCGAUGGGGCCCGCCAUUCGGUCGACCAAGUCCCAGGAGGCGACGGUCUCCGGUAUGGAUAUCAUCGACGAAAGUAAGUCUGAUCAGCCACUCUCCAAGAAACGGGCUGAUUCUGGCCUGGGAAGGAUGAGCGACGAUGCAGCUGAGUGA